Molecule: messenger RNA, 1012 nt
Organism: Coniophora puteana RWD-64-598 SS2
Lineage: Eukaryota; Fungi; Basidiomycota; Agaricomycetes; Boletales; Coniophoraceae
Product: ketopantoate hydroxymethyltransferase
Exons: 2
Coding region: 10-954 (314 amino acids)
Biological process (GO): pantothenate biosynthetic process
Cellular component (GO): mitochondrion
Molecular function (GO): 3-methyl-2-oxobutanoate hydroxymethyltransferase activity; magnesium ion binding
Source: RefSeq, a predicted model, not a curated record
CGGCGCUGGAUGAGCGUGCGUCCACUCGUGAAGGAGACAACACCAACCGGGACAGGAUCCUUGCCCACAGCCCGCAAAAAGGUCACCAUCCAGUCGCUGCACAAGCAGCGCGCCUCCGGGAUCCCCAUCACCGUCAUGACCGCGUACGACUUCCCCACCGCCCGUGCAUGCGACACGCACGGCGUCGACAUCACCCUCGUUGGCGACUCCCUCGCCCAGGUCUGCCUCGGCUACGACAGCACCACGCGCCUCACCCUCCCUGAGAUGAUCCACCACUGCCGCGCCGUCGCGCGUGGCACCGCCGCCCCGUUCCUCGUCGCCGAUAUGCCCUUUGGCAGCUACUUCGAGGGCCCCAAGGAGACGAUGGCAGCCGCAGUGCGCAUGCUCCAGGAGGGACACGUCGAGGGCGUCAAGAUCGAGGGCGGGAUCGAGAUCGUGGACUCGGUGCGGGCGCUUACGCGGAUCGGCAUACCGGUGAUGGCGCACGUGGGGCUCAUGCCCCAGCGGCACACCGCGCUGUCGGGGUACCGCGUGCAGGGGCGGACGGCGCAGGGGGCGAGGGAGAUUCUGCAGGCAGCGCUUGCGCUCGAGGAUGCGGGUGCGUUCUCGAUGGUGCUCGAGGCGAUCCCUCACGAGCUCGGCGCGUACAUCACGUCGCGGUUGAAGAUUCCAACGAUCGGCAUAGGAGCGGGGCCGGGGACGAGCGGGCAGGUAUUGGUGUAUGAUGAUGUGAUGGCAACCUGGCUUGGGCACAAGGCCAAGUUCGUGCGGAGGUUCGCGGACGUCAAGGGCGAGGUGAAGAAGGGCAUCACGAGCUACGUGGAUGCGGUGAAGGACGGGUCAUUUCCGAGCGUGGCAGAGGAGAGCUAUCACAUGGAUCCUGAGCAGUUCAACCAGUUUCUUGAGAUGAUGGAUGACCAGAGUUGGGUACUUCGAUCGAGUAAAGCAGAGUAGAAUCCCCUUUUAUGGUGCCCCAGCACCAAAUUUGUAACUUUAUCAGUAUAUAUUCACC